Molecule: messenger RNA, 511 nt
Organism: Racocetra persica
Lineage: Eukaryota; Fungi; Glomeromycota; Glomeromycetes; Diversisporales; Gigasporaceae
Source: the annotation of a GenBank genome assembly
CUAUAAUACACAAAAAUUUAAUUGGAUAACUAAUAAUAUUCAAUUUGAAAAUCAAAAUCAAAUUGAAUUAUUUACUAUACAUAUAUAUGAUAAUGCAAUAGCAACACUAGAUGAAAUUGUUAAUCUUAAUUGUUUGCCAACUAGUUAUUAUACAGCUCACUUACCAUUACCAGAUAAUUGUGAUUAUUGUACAAUUUCUAUUAGAUAUUUAACUAUUAAAAUAUAUAUUUGUAGACAUUCUUAUCAUGAUAAAUAUUAUAAUGAUAUUGAUAAAGUUUGUAAACAUUGUUUUGAACAAUAUAAAAAAGAAAUUACUAAACAAGCUAAAGCAUUUAAAAAAGGAUUAGAAAAAAUUGAAGAUGAAAAAAAUAUUUUAGAUAAUGAAAAUACAAAUGAAAAUGAUGAUAAUAAUUUAGAAGAAAAAGAAAAUAAUAAUGAAACAGAAGAAAAUAUAGAUAAUAAGCUUCAAAUAGCUGUUAAUACUAUUGAUCAAUGGAUAACUAUUAAAUAA